Phyllostomus hastatus (greater spear-nosed bat) is the source of this 4952-nucleotide messenger RNA. It is a transcript of the gene DGCR8, whose product is annotated as DGCR8 microprocessor complex subunit. The record is from RefSeq and is a predicted model, not a curated record. The transcript is spliced from 16 exons. Gene Ontology annotation, biological process: primary miRNA processing. Lineage: Eukaryota; Metazoa; Chordata; Mammalia; Chiroptera; Phyllostomidae. Gene Ontology annotation, cellular component: microprocessor complex. Gene Ontology annotation, molecular function: primary miRNA binding; double-stranded RNA binding; identical protein binding. The coding region runs from base 712 to 3033 and encodes 773 amino acids.
UCAAGGCCCGCCCUCCGCUCGCCCGCGCGGCAGGCGGGUCCCGCCGACCGGGGAGAGCCUGGGUGGCCUUCUGGUUGGCGGUGGCGGUCGGCUGUAAGGGUCUUCCUAUUGUGGUCGGGCUGCGGGCAGCUCGGGCAGGCCGCGGGCGCCGGAGCCCGAGUGUAAAGAAACACCCCUCGCCUUGUGGGCCCGAAGCCGUAGCAUCGCUUUCAGGCGGGAAAGCCACCACCCCUUCCUCUACUGGGAACAGAACCACGCCACCUCUGGCGACUUCAGCACGCUGCAUCACUGUCCCGGUCCACGUGCCACCUUGUGGGCCCAGGAGAGCCCUGGGGUCCAGGGUGGCAGAGCGCCUGGCUGUGCCUCUGAGGCCCUAGUGCUGCAGAGUUGAGCUGAGGGUCUCGCGCUCGCCCUCUGACUGACCCAGCCCUGGCAGGUAGAAGAAGAAAGGUGCCACUUUGGCACGAAGAGAGAAUCGCUUAGUCGUCAGUCAUUUAAGCUGAGUGCAUUGUGAUUUCCAAUAAUUGAGGCAGUGGUUCUAAAAGCUGUCUACAUUAAUGAAAAGAGCAAUGUGGCCAGCUUGACUAAGCCGUCAGCGUGUGCAGCGCGGGCAGGACGGCACCGGGUCUCGACGGACUUGUGCAUGUUAGCUGUAUAGAUUUAUGUAAGGUUUUAAAACUGGUCUUUUAAAUAGUCUUAACUACUUUUACUAUGGAGACAUAUGAGAGUCCCUCUCCUCUCCCGCGUGAGCCCGCAGGAGAAGCGGUGAUGGAGAAACAUGCUUGCCCCCUCCAAGCGCUGCCCUGUGAACAGUCUCCACCACCUCCCCUGCAAACGUCCAGUGAUGCAGAGGUAAUGGACGUUGGCUCUGGUGGUGAUGGACAGGCCGAACCCCCUGCUGAGGACCCACUCAACUUCUACGGAGCUUCUCUUCUCUCCAAAGGAUCCUUCUCUAAAGCCCGCCUCCUCAUAGACCCGAACUGUAGUGGCCACAGCCCGCGCACCGCCCGGCACGCACCUGCGGUCCGGAAGUUCUCCCCUGACCUUAAGUUGCUUAAGGAUGUAAAGAUUAGCGUGAGCUUUACGGAGAGCUGCAGGAGUAAGGACAGGAAGGUGCUGUACACAGGAGUGGAGCGCGACACUCGUGCGGAGUGCGGUCUGGCCCUUAGCCCUGUCAGUGGAGACAUGCAUGCUUGUCCCUUUGGUGGGAGUGUUGGUAACGGGGUAGGCAUAGGGGGUGAGAGUGCUGAUAAGAAGGAUGAGGAGAAUGAGCUGGAUCAGGAAAAGAGAGUGGAGUAUGCAGUGCUCGAUGAGUUAGAAGAUUUUACUGACAAUUUGGAGCUAGAUGAAGAAGGAACAGGCGGGUUCACGGCUAAAGCAAUCGUGCAAAGAGACAGAGUGGAUGAAGAGGCCUUGAAUUUCUCCUACGAGGACGAUUUUGACAAUGAUGUCGAUGCUCUUCUGGAAGAAGGCCUUUGUGCUCCCAAAAAGAGGAGAGUGGAGGAGAAAUAUGGAGGAGACAGUGACCACCCGUCUGAUGGAGAGACGAGUGUACAGCCGAUGAUGACCAAGAUUAAAACAGUGCUCAAAAGUCGUGGCCGCCCACCUACGGAACCACUGCCCGAUGGGUGGAUCAUGACAUUCCAUAACUCCGGAGUCCCUGUGUACCUGCACAGAGAGUCUCGGGUGGUCACCUGGUCCCGGCCGUACUUCUUGGGAACAGGAAGCAUACGGAAACAUGACCCUCCUCUGAGUAGCAUCCCCUGUCUGCAUUACAAGAAAAUGAAGGACAACGAGGAAAGGGAGCAAAACAGUGAGCUCGCCCCUAGUGGGGAGGUAUCCCCUGUCAAACCCCUCAGCCGAUCUACAGAGCUGGAGUUCCCCCUGGAAGAGCCUGACUCCAUGGGGGCCGACUUGGGGCCUCCAGAUGAGAAGGACCCGCUGGGUGCUGAGGCCGCCCCUGGAGCCCUGGGGCAGGUGAAGGCCAAAGUUGAGGUGUGCAAAGACGAAUCAGUUGAUCUUGAGGAAUUUCGGAGCUACCUGGAGAAGCGUUUUGACUUUGAGCAAGUUACUGUGAAGAAAUUCAGGACCUGGGCUGAGCGGCGGCAGUUUAACCGGGAAAUGAAACGGAAACAGGCCGAGUCUGAGCGGCCCAUCCUGCCAGCCAAUCAGAAGCUUAUCACUCUGUCUGUGCAAGAUGCACCCACAAAGAAAGAAUUUGUCAUUAACCCCAACGGGAAAUCUGAGGUCUGCAUCCUGCACGAGUACAUGCAGCGUGUCCUCAAGGUCCGCCCUGUUUAUAACUUCUUUGAAUGUGAGAACCCAAGUGAGCCUUUUGGUGCCUCGGUGACCAUUGAUGGUGUGACCUAUGGAUCUGGAACUGCAAGCAGCAAAAAACUGGCGAAGAAUAAAGCUGCGAGAGCUACGCUGGAAAUCCUCAUCCCUGACUUCGUUAAACAGACUUCUGAGGAGAAGCCCAAAGACAGUGAAGAGCUUGAGUAUUUUAACCACAUCAGCAUCGAGGACUCACGGGUGUAUGAGCUGACCAGCAAGGCCGGACUGUUGUCUCCCUAUCAGAUCCUUCACGAGUGCCUUAAACGAAACCAUGGAAUGGGUGACACAUCCAUCAAGUUUGAAGUGGUUCCUGGUAAAAACCAGAAGAGUGAAUAUGUCAUGGCGUGCGGCAAGCACACAGUGCGAGGCUGGUGUAAAAAUAAGAGAGUUGGGAAACAGUUAGCCUCUCAGAAAAUUCUUCAGCUGCUGCACCCACAUGUCAAGAACUGGGGGUCUUUACUGCGCAUGUAUGGCCGUGAAAGCAGCAAGAUGGUCAAACAGGAGACCUCAGACAAGAGUGUGAUCGAGCUGCAGCAGUAUGCCAAGAAGAACAAGCCCAACCUGCACAUCCUGAGCAAGCUGCAGGAGGAGAUGAAGAGGCUGGCCGAGGAGAGGGAGGAGACUCGGAAGAAGCCCAAGAUGUCUAUUGUGGCAUCUGCCCAGCCUGGCGGUGAACCCCUGUGCACUGUGGACGUGUGAGGAGGUAGCAGACUGGGCAUGGGGGCUGCCAGCUCUGCUGCUGGGGAGACCACGCACCGCGCACUCUGCAGCCCCUUGCCUCCAAUCUAAGUUCCUCUCCUACAGCCACACGUCUGAGGGGUGGGGCUCCAGUACGUGGGGACAGCCAGGGCCAUGUACUGUACCAUACCGUACCGUACCAUUUCCUUGGGGGCCACCCACAGGUCUGAGUGGGCAUGUUAAAACAUCAGCUCAGCCUGCCUGCACAGGUGGAAGCUGAGCUUGGAGAUGACCUCUCUUGUAUGGACUUACUGCAGACUGGUUUUAUGAAGGUUUUCAUGAGUUUUAGUACACAACCUGCACUGACAAACAGUAGUUGAUGACAAGAUGAAAUGAGAAAGUGAUGGUCGGGUCACAUGGCACCCUGUGCCCAGGACUCACAUGGGCCGCUGAGGGGCCUGGCGAGAAGGCUCGUGCUGGCAGCCCUCCCCUUCCUGUCUCCUGUGUUCCCCUUUCUCUGAAAAUGUUAUAACAGGAAUGAGCAUUUCAGACCGUUUUGGUUUAAAAUAAACACAAUGUUAGAACUAUUUUUCAGAGAUUGCAGGCAAAUCAUCAAGGUGAUUUAUUCAGUAUGAGCCUCAGUCUGGCUUUUUGCCCAAGCCCUGAGCUGGGGUGUGGUCCAUUUUUCUUUUUUUAAUUUUUAACUUUAAUUUUGAUUUUAGAGAUAGAGACACAUGGAUUUGUUGUUCCAGUUAUUUACACAUUCUUUGGUUGAUCCUGUAUGUGCCCUGACUGGGGAACAGAUCUGCAGCCUUGUGUAUUGGGAUGACAUUCUCUAACUGCGCUGCCUGGCCAGGGCCUUCUGAGUACGUCUUAAUGCUCUAAAAACACACCUCAGACAUCAAGGCCCCUUACCUGGCCUCUGGCAACUUUUUACUAAAGAUUUUUGCACAGUCAAUUCCCUCUGUCCGCUCUUAAUUUUUAAAGCUUUUAUGAUAUUUUAGCAUUUGGAAAGAAACAGUGCGUAGAAGAUAGAUUUGGAAUUAUGUAGCAGAUAUGAACAGUUAAUGCAUUUUAGCACGUGGAUUUAUUUAAGAGGAAACAAGGACCUUUAGUGCAAUCCACUCUUGAUCACAAACUGGCACUCCUCUCCAGAGGUGGUGCCGGCACAUGGACGGUGGCUUCAUGGAUUUCAGAGGCAGCUGCCUUGUGCAGCCAGGCCUGGUGACCAGCUUACUCCUGACCAGCAGCCUGUGCUCUCCAGGUGGCCCCUGUGGACAGGUGCAGGGGUAGAUGUGACCCUGGGUUGUCCCCAUAUGCAAGGCAGUGGUGGUGAACCAUCUGUUUCCUGUCCCUGAGUACCUGUUCAGGGUGCCACAUGCUCACGGUGCACUGCCAGAUACAGGAGCCCGGCACUGGGUUGCAUUGUUAACAUUCUUGGGGUGUGUCUGUCCUCCACCACAUCCCCUGUGGAUGCUGUUUGCUUCCAGGAAGACAAUGUUGGCCUUGUGGGCCACCCAGUGUAUCCCUCCCUCGGCGCCUGUGUGACCAAGGUUGGCUUCUGUGUUGACCUUUAUAAAACAGAAUUCUCAAUCAAGUUGCUGUAAUUAUACACUUGCUUCUGUCUUGCCUCCUAUCUGCAGCUGUGAAUAAUCAUUUGACCGUGACUGUUUGCCCUUAAAACAGGCAGAUGCACCAUUGUGAACCAAAGCUUUGUGCACGUGUUACUAGAAGUGGGUGAGCCUCACUGCGGCCUUCCCAAGUCUUUCCUCUGUCCCAUGUGUGGGUGCGAGUGUUGUGUGCACACAGCUGUACUGUGAGGGUGGAGGGCAAGGAGAGCCUCUGCUGAUGCCACCUGUCAUGUGCCUCCCAGGUGGCAGCUGGGCCAUUGCUGUUAACAGUGACCCUUGAUUGGACAUAUAAAACAAAACUGACCAAAA